AUGCGGCUGGAGAUACCUGCCAGUUCACAACUGCAGCACCGUGAUACCCUUGUGGUUUCGGCUCCAGUGCUGGGCCCUUUCGACACAGUCAAUGCUGGCACUGGGCACUUCACAAUGGACUCGCCGUCUAGCUGGCAGAGGAGCACUUCCAGCUCGAGGUUUUCCCGCUCAACAGGGAAGAUGGUAGUGUGCCCCUGUCCGCACCCUCCUCCAGUGGACAAGACAAUGAUGGCAAGAUAUGACAAGCUGGAGGAUGGCCUCCGUAAGAAUUGGGCCUCUUUGCACGACUCGGAUGCUGACCUUAAAGGGACGCGAUCCUCCGCAUCCGGGGAGGUGGCCUCCAUGGAGGCCAUGCAGCAACUGCAGGCACAGGAGGCACGUGAUGCAGCAGAGCUGGAAGAGGCACAGCAAUCGCAAGUUCGUGAAUGGGUAGCUCGCACGGUGGACAAGUCCUCGGAAAACGAUCAGUAUGCCAAAGAAGCCCUGACGUCAAGAGAGGAGCCAGCAGAUUCAGUGUUGCAGCAGCAAAACGAGGUUCUGUCGGCGACGCGGUCCUGGAGAACAGACGUGAGACACCACAAGAAGGAUCCCUGCAGCCCAAUCACGCUGAAGCAGCAGGCGGAGCAGCGAUGGAAAUGCCUCUUCGGGGAUGCCGGCGUGGCCUACGCCCCUCCUGGGACUGGCUGGGCUGCCUACUCCGGAUGGAAGAGGGACCGCUACUUGGGUCUUAAGCGAGGGGAUGUUUUCGAACUUGCGCUCCGCGCACAAAAUGUGGGCACCGUCAGCUCCAUCACUCUGCCAGAAGAGCUGUCGAAGAGGAUUACACGAAUGAGAAGCCUCCCCCCGGUCGGGGCCGCGUACGUCGGAUUCCUCUUCGUGCUUCGAAGAAGCGAGAAAGCAGGCAUCUUCGGGAGAGGGGGAACACUGCGCGGGGAAGGAACGGGCCAAGAUGCGGCAACAGCGCAGCUGAGCAGUCGAGGCAUUGUGGAGACGACGGACCAGUGGGAGUGGAAACAACACUGCCAGAUCAUUGAGUUUGCCGCCAUCGACGCGGGGGCGAAAGGCGGAGAGGUCACGGUGAACCGUGCUGUCGAAGCCGACUGUGCCCCGAGUUCGUCGUCAUCCAUCGCUGCGGAAGGCGUGCGGUGCCGGCCGCAGUUCAACUGGGAGGAUAUCAGGUCCCGCGCAGCGCGCUGCUUCGCAGAGGACCACGGCGUCGGCCUUGAGCGCCACAAGGAGAUCAUUUGUGAUCCGGGCAUGCCAUUCUUCCAAGAAGUCUGGCACGCCGAGGUGAUCCCUUUCCUGCAGCGGGCCGCCGGCGGAACCGGGAGCGUCGUGCUCCUCGCAGCGCACAACGGGGCAGCGUUUGACGAGUACAUCAUGAGGAAGGAGAUCACCCGGUUAGGGCUGGAUCUGUCCCGGUGCCCGCGACUCAUGUUCGCGGACCCGGUGGCCGCUGUGAAACAGCACUACUGCUACCCGGCAGUGGCGGCUGAGUAUGCUGGCCAGCACUUGAGCCUGGCUCUGGCAAACAUGCAUCAAAAAUAUGUUGGCUAUUCGAAGCGAGACUUCAAGCAACACCAGGCGCUAGACGACUGUAUCAUGCUCCUGGAAGUGCUCUGUUACGCGCCGUACGUGGCAGAUGUUCUGGCAGAUAACAUCUGCAAAAUGAUUGGCCUCCAGGUGCCGGCCCUUGCCAGCAUGCUGCGUUGGGGCCCUACUGCAACCUGCAGCCUUCCCCAGCAAAGCAAGCUGGACUUCGUGAGGGAGUACUGCGGGAAGCGGUACCUCAUCAAGAGCACGGCAUUCUUCCAGAUACCAUCCGUGUCGGUGCCCGUACCCGCCCCAGCGUCUGCGCUACCAGCUGUUUCGAUGGCGCCUCCACCACCAAGCACACCUCCGCCUGAGUGGACGGUGAUGCCACCACCGCCACCACCGCCGCCGGUCGCGCCAGCAACGGUGUCUCCUCCGGUCGCGCCAGCGAGCGUGCCUGCUUCCCCGCCGACCUCUGCUCCGGCCUCGCCGCCGAUGGCACCAAUUGCGGCACCUGUCCGCACCGUCUCGGAAGUCGAGGAUGAAUUAAAGAAAGAGAUGCCGAAGGAGUCGCCGCCGAUGGCACCAAUUGCGGCACCUGUCCGCACCGUCUCGGAAGUGGAGGAUGAAUUAAAGAAAGAGAUGCCGAAGGAGUCGCCGCCGACGGAGCCAAUUGCGGCACCUGUCCGCACCGUCUCGGAAGUCGAGGAUGAAAUAAAGAAGGAGGUGCCGAAGGAGAAGCAGAAGAAGAAGAGUCGUGCAGGUUGGUGGGACGGCAACGGCAGCACCCUCGAUGUGCAGACAUAA
Messenger RNA from Symbiodinium necroappetens, 2340 nucleotides. The record is from the annotation of a GenBank genome assembly. NCBI's taxonomy places the organism in Eukaryota, Dinophyceae, Suessiales, Symbiodiniaceae.